Fraxinus pennsylvanica is the source of this 3606-nucleotide messenger RNA. NCBI's taxonomy places the organism in Eukaryota, Viridiplantae, Streptophyta, Magnoliopsida, Lamiales, Oleaceae. The record is from the annotation of a GenBank genome assembly.
AUGAAAACUUGUGGAAAAAAGAGACUGCAUAUCAGCAAGAUCUACUCAUUCAAACGUGGGAAAGGAACAUUAAAAGAUGAUCAUACAAGAAUUGGUGGACCAGGUUUCUCAAGAGUAGUGUAUGUUAAUGAACCAGAUCGAGUGGAGUCAAGUCUUAGGUAUUAUGCAAAUAAUUAUGUUAGGACAACUAAGUAUACUGCUGCAACUUUCCUGCCCAAAUCUCUGUUUGAGCAGUUUAGGAGAGUGGCUAAUUUUUUCUUCCUUGUAACUGGCAUCUUAUCCUUCACAUCACUUGCACCUUAUUCUGCUGUAAGUGCCAUUAUUCCUCUAAUUAUUGUUAUUGGGGCUACUAUGGUGAAAGAAGGUAUAGAAGAUUGGCGGCGAAAUCAACAGGAUAUUGAGGUGAAUAAUAGAAAGGUCAAGGUGCAUCAGGGUGGUGGAGUUUUCGAACAUACUGAAUGGAAAAAUCUAAGAGUCGGUAGCAUUGUUAAGGUGGAGAAGGAUGAAUUUUUUCCGGCAGAUUUAGUUUUGCUUUCAUCUAAUUAUGAAGAUGCUGUCUGCUAUGUUGAGACGAUGAACCUUGAUGGGGAAACGAAUUUGAAACUCAAACAAGCACUAGAAGUAACUUCAUCCUUAAACGAAGAUGAGGGUCUUAAAGAUUUUCAGGCUAUUAUUAAAUGUGAAGAUCCUAAUGCCAAUUUGUACAGUUUUGUUGGAAGUAUGGAACUCGAAGAACAGCAACAUUCUCUUUCUCCUCAACAACUGCUACUUCGAGACUCUAAACUGCGGAACACGGGCUACAUAUAUGGAGUUGUUAUCUUCACAGGUCAUGACACGAAGGUUAUUCAGAAUUCUACAGAUCCUCCGUCCAAGAGAAGCAAAAUUGAGAAGAAAAUGGAUAAGAUUAUCUACUUCUUAUUUGGUGUUCUGUUCGUGAUGGCUUUCGUUGGAUCAGUUUACUUUGGUAUUGUAACCAAAGAUGACUUAGAAGGUGGACAUAAAAGGUGGUAUCUUAGACCGGAAGAGGCUGAUAUAUUCUUUGAUCCAGAUCGAGCGCCAAUUGCAGCAAUAUAUCACUUUCUGACAGCCUUGUUGCUAUACAGCUACUUGAUUCCAAUAUCUUUGUAUGUAUCAAUAGAAAUUGUUAAAGUUCUUCAGAGCAUCUUUAUCAAUCAAGAUGUUCAUAUGUACUAUGAGGAAACUGACAAACCCGCACAUGCCCGCACCUCGAAUUUGAAUGAGGAACUUGGCCAAGUUGAUACGGUUCUUUCUGACAAAACGGGCACAUUGACUUGCAACUCAAUGGAGUUUAUUAAGUGCUCUGUGGCUGGCAUUCCUUAUGGAUAUGGUUUCACAGAAGUUGAAAGGGCUAUGGCUAAAAGAACAGGGUCUCCACUGUUGGUAAAUGGAGAAGAAUAUGUUGAGGAUCCAGAUGAUAAAAAUAAAAAGUCAUCGAUCAAAGGUUUCAAUUUUGAUGAUGAAAGGAUCAUGAAUGGGAACUGGGUAAAUGAGCCCCGUUCAGACAUCAUUCAGAAGUUCUUUCGCUUACUGGCAGUCUGUCAUACAGCCAUACCUGAUGUGGAUGAAGACACGAGUAAAGUCAUAUAUGAAGCUGAGUCACCCGAUGAGGCUGCUUUUGUUAUUGCAGCAAGAGAAGUUGGCUUUGAAUUCUUCAAAAGAACUCAAACAAGUGUUUCAGUGAAUGAAUUGGAUCCUAUGUCAGGCAAAAGAGUUGAAAGGACGUACAAACUGUUGAAUGUUUUAGAGUUCAACAGUACAAGAAAGCGAAUGUCUGUGAUAGUAAGAGAUGAGGAUGGAAAGCUUUUAUUGCUUAGCAAAGGUGCUGACAGUGUCAUGUUUGAGAGGCUUUCAAAGAAUGGAAGGGAAUAUGAAGUGGAAACCAGAGAACAUAUACUUCAGUAUGCUGAUGCAGGCUUGAGGACCUUGAUACUUGCUUAUCGGGAACUUAGUGAAGAAGAAUAUGAGGUAUUCAAUCAAAAAUUUUCAGAGGCCAAAAACUCUGUUAGUGCAGAUCGUGAGGCGUUGAUUGAUGAAACGACAGAAGAAGUGGAAAAAGAUUUGAUUCUUCUUGGUGCGACAGCUGUUGAGGACAAACUCCAACAGGGGGUUCCUGAAUGCAUUGACAAGCUUGCACAGGCAGGAAUUAAAAUAUGGGUUUUGACUGGAGAUAAGAUGGAAACCGCUAUUAAUAUUGGCUAUGCCUGUAGCUUACUCAGACAAGGAAUGAAACAGAUUAUCAUAAACUUAGAGACCCCAGAGAUAAUUGCACUGGAGAAAACGGGAGAAAAAGAUGCAAUUGCCAAGGCUUUGAAGAAAUGUGUUCUCCGGCAGAUCACUGAAGGGAAGGCUGAGGUUUCUACAGAAAGCUCUGAGGCAUUUGCCUUGAUCAUUGAUGGGAAAUCUCUUGCAUAUGCGUUAGAAGAAGACAUCAAAAAUUUAUUUCUUGAACUAGCCAUUGGCUGUGCAUCUGUAAUAUGCUGCCGUUCAUCACCAAAACAGAAGGCAUUGGUAACAAGACUAGUUAAAGAAGGAACUCAGAAGACAACUUUGGCAAUUGGUGAUGGAGCGAAUGAUGUAGGAAUGCUUCAAGAAGCAGACAUUGGAAUUGGAAUAAGUGGUGUCGAGGGAAUGCAGGCAGUCAUGUCGAGUGAUAUUGCAAUUGCUCAGUUCAGAUUUUUGGAGCGCUUACUGUUGGUUCAUGGACAUUGGUGUUAUAGAAGGAUAUCGUCAAUGAUAUGUUACUUCUUCUACAAGAAUGUCACAUUUGGUUUCACGGUUUUUCUGUACGAGGCAUAUUCAUCAUUCUCGGGACAACCUGCUUACAAUGACUGGUUUUUGUCCCUUUACAACGUGUUCUUCACAUCACUACCAGUAAUUGCUAUGGGGGUUUUUGACCAGGAUGUGUCUGCCAGAUUUUGUCUAAAGUUUCCCUUGUUGUACCAAGAAGGUGUGCAAAAUGUCCUGUUCAGCUGGCGGCGUUUAAUUGGAUGGAUGAUUAAUGGGCUUUGUAGUGCCAUAAUCAUCUUUUUCUUCUGCAAAAGAGCACUAAAUCCGCAGGCCUUCAAUAAGGAUGGAAGAAUUGCAGAGUUCCAAAUUUUUGGGGCUACCAUGUACACCUGUGUCGUCUGGGUUGUAAACUGCCAGAUGGCGCUCGCCAUCAGUUACUUCACCUUAAUCCAGCAUAUCGUUAUCUGGGGUGGAAUUGCUCUUUGGUAUCUUUUCCUCUUAGCCUACGGGGCUAUGCCUCCAAGCAUUUCCACAACUGCAUACAAAGUCUUCGUUGAAUCUCUAGCCCCGACACCUUCUUUCUAUAUAGUCACACUCUUUGUGGUUAUCUCGACCCUGAUACCGUAUUUUGUAGUCAACGCAAUUCAGAUGAGAUUCUUCCCAAUGUACCACGGGAUGAUACAGUGGAUAAGAUAUGAGGGUCGGGCAGAUGACCCUGAAUACUGCUAUGUGGUGAGGCAAAGAUCUAUACGACCCAUAACUGUGGGAUUUACUGCUCGUUCAUUGGCACGGACAAAUCCAUUGAAUUCAUCAGCACGAACAAAUCCAUCAAAUGAUCGAAAUCUGGAUCACAGAUAA